AUGGCCAUUGCGAAUAUUCAACGUCUGAUAGUUGUAUUUCUUGGUGCAUCGUUGGCUACAUCUCUAACACCCGAACAACGAAUCGAUUUAGAUAACUUCAUCAAUUCAACCAUGACGUGUAAGCUGGUUCCUGGUCUGACUAUAGCGCUGGUUCAAAAUGGCGAGACUGUCUACGCUCGUGGAUACGGGGUUAGUAAUAUGGAGACCGGCGAUCCCGUGACUGCUGAUACCUUAUUUGACAUGGCGUCAGUGACAAAGUCGUUCACAGCUACACUACUGGCCAUUUUAUUGAGCGAUCGGGCCGAUGGGGUUAACUUUGAAACCCCGGUAAGGCAGUACAUAAAUGACUUCAUAAUCCACGAAGAAGAUGACUUUCGGAACUCACAAACCAAUUUGCACGAUCUGCUAGCACAUAAAGAAGGCAAGUUCGAUGACAUAUUGUAUCUACAAUUGGGAGGCUUUGACAACGUAACUAGACGAAAUUACGUAAAACACCGGCAAUAUUUGGGGGAACGUUGUCCAUUUCGAAGUGAGUACGUCUAUCAAAAUGCUAUGUAUGCCGUGGCUGGUGCUAUUGCAGAAUUUAUUGGGGAAGAUUCGCUAGAAAACCUACUACAGACAAGAGUAUAUGACGCGCUGGGGAUGACGUCAUCACGAAUAAUGCACCUUCACUGGGACGAUGACAAUUUUGCUGAGUCAUACAUAUAUAUGCCAGAAGGAUAUUAUCACCAUGUUGAUAAAUCUACAUACUGGAGCAAUCACGUACAACUAGCCGCUGGUGGCGUCCUUUCUUCUGCUAAUGACAUGGCUAAAUACAUAAAGUUUCUGUUGAAUGACGGCAUGGAUGAGAAGGGAAACCAACUGGCACAUCCUCUUCACUUUGCAGAGACGCUGAAAUCACAGUUUGCCCAUGCAUCCCCAUCAAUACAAGCACGGCCGACAUACCCUGUGGACCAAUCCACAUUUACAUAUGCACUUGGCUGGGAUAAUACAGUUUACAGAGGAUAUGUUCGUAACGAACAUGCUGGUGCAUAUCCAGCUUUUGGCUCGAAACUUACCAUUUAUAAAGAUGUAAACAUUGGUAUAUUUACCGCUACUAAUGGUCCGUACGGUAUUAAUGACCACGAUGCUAUGAGUAGAAUACAAGCAUAUGCAUCUGACAUACUGCUCGGAGAGGAACCGUGGUUGAACACGACUACGGCAUGCACGUUCCCGGAACCUUGGGAGGAGAAAUCGAUACCUGCAGAACAAUACAAUAUAUGGGGAGGGCCAUCACAAGCGAACAGUGUUCUGGCGCUGAGUGACCUACAACUCAAUGCCACACGCCCUCUUGGAGACUAUGAAGGGAUUUAUAAUCAUAAAGCUUUGGGUAACACAACAAUCUAUAUGGACGAGUCUGCAACUCUGAGAUAUAAUUAUGGCACAUACGGGAUCGGCGAACUAAAACGCACUGGAGAUGAAUUCAUUUUCAUGGCGACUUUAGAAGGCACUAUGUCUUGGGCUCUUGACUACCAUUUGUCAGGUUUAUGUCCUGUGUCGUUCUUCUCCUCCGAUGGCAUAAAUAUAGAUGGGUUUACAUUUCCUUAUGUACAAGGCGUUCCCACUCCAAUGUUCAAAAGAGUGGAAUUAGAUUAUGAUCCGACAAACGAGCCCCCAACACCAGGGCGUAAAACGGAUCCAUCAAAACUCGGUUUGCAUUGUAAUCAAAUUGAACUUAUGGUCGUUUCUUUGGAAAUUGACUAUAUAUUCGCACAACUAAUUUCAUCACCAACAAAAAUACAUAUAUGUUUCUCAUCCUCGAUAAUUGAGAGCUGUUUAAUGUGUCAAAUUGAACAACAAAUGAUGGCACUGACGUUUGGAGCACUUGGUUAG
Molecule: messenger RNA, 1872 nt
Organism: Saccoglossus kowalevskii
Lineage: Eukaryota; Metazoa; Hemichordata; Enteropneusta; Harrimaniidae
Source: RefSeq, a predicted model, not a curated record